Chionomys nivalis (European snow vole) is the source of this 1480-nucleotide messenger RNA. It is a transcript of the gene Homer3, whose product is annotated as homer scaffold protein 3. Lineage: Eukaryota; Metazoa; Chordata; Mammalia; Rodentia; Cricetidae. Gene Ontology annotation, cellular component: plasma membrane; cytoplasm; dendrite. Gene Ontology annotation, biological process: regulation of store-operated calcium entry; G protein-coupled glutamate receptor signaling pathway. The coding region runs from base 298 to 1374 and encodes 358 amino acids. Gene Ontology annotation, molecular function: G protein-coupled glutamate receptor binding. The transcript has 10 exons. The record is from RefSeq and is a predicted model, not a curated record.
CGCAGAGUCCCGCUGGGGCCCCCCUCCCCCCCUCCGCAGUCCGCCCUCCCCCAUUCUUCUUUCUCCGGGUCUCCUCCCUCCUCCCGCCCUCACUCGCUGGCCGACAGGAGGCGCUGGGCAGAGGCGGGGCGGCGCGGGGACUGGCCGCGAUGGGACCGGAGGCGGCGCAGACAAAGGCGCGGGCGGUGCGGAGGGCGCGGGCCGAAGGCAGCGGCGGCGGCGACGCGGGAGACCAAACAAGUGGUUCCUGUCACCUCCCUGGGUGCCCCUUAGAUGCCAUUCAGCUCAGCCUGACCAAUGUCCACAGCCAGGGAACAGCCAAUCUUCAGCACCCGGGCUCACGUCUUCCAGAUCGACCCUACUACCAAGCGGAAUUGGAUCCCGGCGGGCAAGCACGCACUCACUGUGUCCUAUUUCUACGAUGCUAUCCGAAACGUGUACCGCAUCAUCAGCAUUGGGGGUGCCAAGGCCAUCAUCAACAGCACAGUCACCCCCAACAUGACCUUCACCAAAACCUCGCAGAAGUUUGGGCAGUGGGCAGACAGUCGAGCCAACACUGUGUAUGGCCUAGGCUUUGCCUCUGAACAGCAGCUGACCCAGUUUGCUGAGAAGUUUCAGGAGGUGAAGGAAGCUGCCAGACUAGCUCGGGAGAAAUCUCAAGAUGGCGAAUUCACUAGUUCUGCCCUGGCCCUUGCCUCUCACCAGGUUCCCCCAAGUCCCUUGGUCAGCACCAACGGUCCUGGAGAGGAGAAGUUGUUCCGCAGCCAGAGUGCAGACGCCCCUGGCCCCGCCGAGCGAGAGCGCUUGAAGAAGAUGCUGUCGGAAGGCUCCGUGGGCGAGGUCCAGUGGGAGGCCGAGUUCUUCGCACUACAGGACAGCAACCAGAGGCUGGCAGGGGCCCUGCGCGAGGCCAACGCAGCUGCCGCGCAAUGGAGGCAGCAGCUGGAGGCCCAGCGUGCAGAGGCCGAGCGCCUGCGGCAGCGGGUGACGGAGCUGGAGGCCCAGGCGGCUGCAGAGCCGGUUCCGGUGGGCGAGAAGGAGGUAACCAGCCAAUCCGUGGAGCAACUGGAGGCUCAGGUGCAGACCAAGGACCAGGAGAUCCAGACUUUGAAGAAUCAAAGCUCAGGAACUCGAGAAGCUCCUGACACCACUGAGCGGGAGGAGACACAGCAGAAGGUUCAGGACCUGGAAACACGGAAUGCAGAGCUGGAGCAGCAGCUGCGGGCCAUGGAGUGCAGCCUGGAGGAGGCUCAGGCUGAGCGGGAGCGUGCGCGGGCCGAGGUGGGCCGGGCCGCGCAGCUCCUAGACGUGCGACUGUUCGAGCUGAGCGAGCUGCGUGAGGGCCUGGCGCGCCUGGCAGAGGUGACACCCUAGUUGGCCCUGGUGGGUUCUGCGGCCCUAAGGUGCCCUGGCAGGGAACCAGGGCCACCUCUGAGCUUUGCGCUGUGUAGUUUUCUAGAAUCCAAGGGUGGCGCUGAUA